Messenger RNA from Ruditapes philippinarum (Manila clam), 834 nucleotides. RefSeq names its product sarcoplasmic calcium-binding protein-like. Gene Ontology annotation, molecular function: calcium ion binding. The coding region runs from base 100 to 744 and encodes 214 amino acids. The record is from RefSeq and is a predicted model, not a curated record. The transcript has 4 exons. Lineage: Eukaryota; Metazoa; Mollusca; Bivalvia; Venerida; Veneridae.
GUGAAGUGCUCGUAUAGAUUCCUCUACAGUUAAGCGAUAUUGAUAAAGAAAUAGUGAGUGGGAGAUAAAGAGAAUAAGUUUAGUUGUAUACAUUUGUUAAUGAAGGACAUAGUCGACAUGUGUCUAAUACCUUAUAUUACGGCCAAUAUCUUACUGGCUUUAAUUUGCAAUGCUGCUGCGGUUUCUGUUCUGUCCGAACCAGAGGAUGGAAAGGCAAGCAGUUACCUUAUUGGAAAGUGGAGACUUUGGUACACCUUUUUCGAUGUUAAUUAUGAUGGGGUCAUAUCUAUUGACGAGUUUAAACAAUAUGAUUUUAUAUUCGACAAAGGUCUAGAUAAUGUUAAUAAUGGACAACUUAAGACCAAAAAAGUUAGGUUUUUCAAGCUAUGGAAGACGGUUGUCUUAAAUAACAAGAAAGAAAUCUCGAAAGAUGAGUUCACAGCAUUGAUGACGCAAAGAUUUGAAGCUGACAAAACUGGCUUCAUUGAUAUGAUAAAAGAAUAUGAACUGGCAUUGUGCAAAUUAGUAGACAUAAACGGAGAUGACUUCAUAUCAAGAGAGGAAUUCGUGAUGAACCUUUUUGCAGUAGGACACCGUAAUAAGACUAAAGAAUUUUUUCUCGCCUUUCUGCCUAAAAAUGGAAAGAUUCACGUACAAAAAAUAAUAUCUGAAAUUAUACGAUUUACAACUGAGAAUUUUGAGUCAACAGAUAUUUUCAAAAACGAAUACGAAUCAGACAUAUAAACAUAUAAAAAAAGUUCAAAUCAUUUAUUGAAAAGGUUCCGUUCCUUGAAAUAAAGUAAAAACUAGAUACAAAUGUUAGUUAUUUUAUAU